Drosophila santomea is the source of this 1480-nucleotide messenger RNA. RefSeq lists its product as uncharacterized. Bases 38 to 1321 code for a protein of 427 amino acids. The transcript is spliced from 5 exons. The record is from RefSeq and is a predicted model, not a curated record. Gene Ontology annotation, cellular component: proton-transporting V-type ATPase complex. NCBI's taxonomy places the organism in Eukaryota, Metazoa, Arthropoda, Insecta, Diptera, Drosophilidae.
UUCAAAUAUAACUAAUCAGAGCUACUGGGAAGUCAAGAUGUAUUUCUUCGCAAGUCUUUUAUUCAUAAUUCCCAUCUGCUCCGUGGCAGCCAAAGUGACUAGUUCACCACCGGUUUUGGUCUGGGGAGUCGAUACGCCUAAAGCCAGCAGUAUUUUUCGGCCUGUGAAAACGACACAGUUUCAAAAGAUAAUACGAAAGUUGCAGGCAAAUAAUAUGAUAAUUAUCUACUUGGCCUCGGAGCUAGCUGCCAAGGAUAUAAACUGCGACGUGUGCUUUCCCUACCUCAGCAAGAUCCAGCCCAUGAACUUCUACAGCCAGGUGGAGGAGCCCCUAAAGGCCGUGGAGCAGGUGGCUGAGCAGACAGAAGAGAUUAUUUGGCACCACCCCCAGGUCUCAGAAAUGGGGAGUUUGGAGGCGGAAAUGGAGCUGUCGUGCCAAAAGGGGCAGAUACACGCGUUCAGCUUCAACGAUCGCAAUGUGAUAGCGCACGACGCUGCAAUGGCCGUGGCAACCUAUCAGUUCACCGACUGCCCGGUGGUGCAUGUGUACACCGCCUACACGGAGGAGGACAAAGCGCUCCAGCGUCGCAAAUCGCACAAGACCAAAGCCAUGCCCAUUAAAUCGGAGGCAUCGAAGAAUAUCGAUGGAACGCCAAGCGCAGGCGAUUCAAAGCCUGGUCAGCUGGUCAGCUAUGGCCAGGCUGAUAACAUGACCGUGCUGCGUCACGAAAUGGUAGUCCUCACCUUUCGCAACAUCCUGUUGGCCAACAAGAAGCGCCCCUCCGUGCUCUCCGCCUUCAACCGAACGAACGUGGUGCUCAUCCCAGGCAGCGAGAAAGUGCAGGUGGGUCUGCUCAACGGCCUGGACAUCUUCGGUGGCAUUGUGUUGGUGCUGAACACAGAACUCAGUCCGCUGGUCAUGGAGCUGAUGCCAUCGCAGGGCAAUUGGUACAUGACGCGCAUGAUCUUCAUGAACAACACCCACUAUCCACGCGAUCUCAUCUUCUUUGGCUUUAUGUUCAGUCUUUGCUGCACGGACAUCACCAUGUAUUCCCCGUUGGCGGGGCGUCUCAGUUUCUUCGACUUUCACCUGGAUAUCCUUUGGCAAGAUAAGGACAGUGGCCUGGACCUGGACUACGAGGUGAAGCCCUGCUGGGACUGUAAUAUACUUAUGACUCCCACCCUGACGCAGACCAUCUUCGUGGUGCUGAUCAUCUUGGCGGUGUUCUGGGGUGGCAUGGCAAUGAUACUUUCGAUCGGCCGCAAUCACAUGCUGCAAAACGCCAACGAUCCUGACCUGCACAUCAAGACGGACACCUAGGCGAUGCGGAACUGUGGUGGCGACCCUCGCCCACGCUCUUUGAUGCACAUGCGGCACAGUACACACACAUUCCACACACUCACACACCUUCUGCUAAUUCACUUGCUUACAAUUCUAAUCGCUUGGGGUUGCGACUGGGGGCGGGCAAGGGGGGUUUAG